CAGCGAUUGUUUGGACUUUUGGAGGCCGUAUGUUUUAUUUUAACGCAUUUUUUCAACGACCAAUCAAGAUUUUUUCCCCCUUUUUUUUAUUGCACAACACUAUUGCCUACCGCCUCGCUGGACGCAUAUCAAAAUUGAGGUUUUUUUAUUAAACGAGAAGGAAUUGGGGUUGAAUGCUGUUUGUUUUCCAGCCAGCACAGCAGCACCAAAGCUCAAAUUAUUAGCAAAAAUAUCACCAGCUGCUUUAAUAUACUUUUUGUGUGUGCCAAUCUGGCAACCCGCGCCCUCACAUCGCUCUGACUGAGCUGUCAGUCCAGUGUUUUUGCCUAUCUGUUUCCCAGAUGCUCUCUAGUUAACAGCGUUUGCUGUCAGCAUCAGAGCCUAGUGCAGAGCUAAAGCUGCGAGUCAUAUCUGUCUGACAGCUCAUCUAUAAAAGUCUUCAGACCUUCCUUAACCUGCAUGCUUUCAGGAGGAGUUGCCAGAUUGUGUCAGCCUGGAAGGGGUUUUGUUGUCCGAAAUCUGGUUUAAUAUGAACAGGACUAGUUAACUAGUUACUUCUUGGCAGCUGAGGGACAUUUUUUAUUCGAUUUUAUCAAAACCAGCGUGUUUAGAUUUUUUUUUUACACCCCAUUUUUUGUACACAUUUCUGGUUUUCUCAAAUAUCAACAAGAACCACAUCUAAACAUCUCCCUCGCUGCCUUAUGCAAGCAAUACUUUGUAUUAAAUUCGCCUGCCUGGGUUCUUCUGGAGGAGGACGAAGCGCUCUGCAGCGAAAGGCUGCUGCUUAUUCUUUUCUGACACGGAUUGUUGGUUUUUAAUCGCUGUUUAUUGCUUAAAAUGACGGCUAUUGAGAAACUGCAGAUGUUAAUCGAAGCAGCUGAAUAUCUCGAUCGCAGAGAAAGAGAAGCGGAGCACGGCUAUGCCUCCAUGUUACCCUUCACCAGCAACAAGGAGAGGGAUGGCUUGAAGCGAAAAAUCAAAAGCAAGAAAAAUUGCAGCAGCAGGUCUACACACAAUGAGAUGGAGAAGAACAGGUAUGUGCAUAUAGCCUUUGUGGCGUUAGUUCUUAUCUGUAAGCCUUCAGUAUUAUACCUCAUUACAUCCUUACUGAUUAGAUUCAGAUUAAACUUCCUCGUCUCAGUUAUUUUGGAGUCCACUAGCGGCCAGAUAAUGCUCAGAGAUGAGUAUUAA
Messenger RNA from Sinocyclocheilus grahami, 1191 nucleotides. RefSeq names its product max dimerization protein 1-like. The transcript has 3 exons. Gene Ontology annotation, molecular function: DNA-binding transcription factor activity, RNA polymerase II-specific; RNA polymerase II cis-regulatory region sequence-specific DNA binding. The coding region runs from base 838 to 1191 and encodes 117 amino acids. Gene Ontology annotation, biological process: regulation of transcription by RNA polymerase II. NCBI's taxonomy places the organism in Eukaryota, Metazoa, Chordata, Actinopteri, Cypriniformes, Cyprinidae. The record is from RefSeq and is a predicted model, not a curated record.